This is a messenger RNA of Pseudoliparis swirei, 2765 nucleotides long. RefSeq names its product 3-hydroxyacyl-CoA dehydratase 1 (gene hacd1). The record is from RefSeq and is a predicted model, not a curated record. NCBI's taxonomy places the organism in Eukaryota, Metazoa, Chordata, Actinopteri, Perciformes, Liparidae. The transcript is spliced from 13 exons. Gene Ontology annotation, cellular component: endoplasmic reticulum membrane. Gene Ontology annotation, molecular function: 3-hydroxyacyl-CoA dehydratase activity. Gene Ontology annotation, biological process: very long-chain fatty acid biosynthetic process; sphingolipid biosynthetic process; fatty acid elongation. The coding region runs from base 567 to 1160 and encodes 197 amino acids.
AGGUAGUAACAGCUUCCUGCAUAUGGAACCCAGUGACUGGGGCAGAAGCUGGGCUGGUCUUUGUCUGUGGAGAGAGACCCAAAGAGGCGCUGCUCUCCCAUUUCGAGGCUUUUGCAGCAUUGAGGGUUGCACAGCUCUACAAUGCUGAGGAGGUCGGCUCCCUGCUGCUGGCAGCUCUUCCUGGCCUGAUGCCAGGUCAACACUGACUCUGUCCAUCUGAGCGACCUUCCUCCGUGCAUUCAGCAUACCACUUCUCCUCAAUCUUAAAUGGGAACUGACAUGGUCCUCCAAAGGCAUUGCCCCCGAUUGUGAAAACCUCUGAGGAGACACAGAUCCUGAAGUAAGUAGUAACAGCUUCCUGCAUAUGGAACCCAGUGACUGGGGCAGAAGCUGGGCUGGUCUUUGUCUGUGGAGAGAGACCCAAAGAGGCGCUGCUCUCCCAUUUUGAGGCUUUUGCAGCAUUGAGGGUUGCACAGCUCUACAAUGCUGAGGAGGUCGGCUCCCUGCUGCUGGCAGCUCUUCCUGGCCUGAUGCCAGGUCAACACUGACUGUGGCUGGUCUUGGCCAUGGCAAUGAUGCGUUUCUACAUCCAGAAAGGCACACACAAGGGUCUGUACAGAAGUAUAGCCAGAACGCUCAAGUUUUUCCAGACUUUUGCAUUAGUAGAGGUGGGACACUGUGCAUUAGGGAUUGUGAGGACUUCUGUGAUUGUAACCGGGGUGCAAGUGUGUUCACGGAUCUUUAUGGUUUGGUUCGUCACCAACAGCAUCAGACAGAUCCAGAAUGAAGAAAGCGUAAUCCUAUUCCUGGUUGUGUGGACGAUGACAGAGAUCACCAGAUAUUCCUACUACACAUUCAACCUGCUCCGCCACCUGCCAUACUUCAUCAAAUGGGCCAGAUACAACCUCUUCAUCGUCCUGUACCCUCUGGGAGUCGCCGGAGAACUGCUGACCAUUUAUGCUGCUCUGCCGUUCGUACGCAGAUCUGGGAUGUACUCCAUGAGGCUCCCCAACAAGUAUAACGUGUCGUUCGACUACUACUACUGCCUCAUCAUCUUCAUGUUGUCCUACAUCCCGCUGUUUCCUCAGCUCUUCUUCCACAUGCUGCGGCAGAGGAGAAGGGUGCUUCACGGGGAGGUCAUAGUGGAGAAGGACGACUAGACUAGCCACCACCUCCUGCCUCCACCACCACCACCACCACCGUCCCCUCCCCCACUUCAUCUCCACCUCAUCCGUAGCACCAUCGGCCGGUACAUUCUUCAUUGCACAGAUGACGACAGAUAAUGACAUCUGACGAGAGCGAUAAUCCGGAAGAAAGGAGUUCACCAGGACUGAUAAUAAUAAUAACCGAUUCCUAUCUGAAUGGUCAUGUUGUAAAAGUGUUUACAGUCUGACAGAAGCCCGACAUCGAGUCCUUUAUUCGCCUUUACGCCGCUCCUUGUUGCACGGAAACACACACGAGUCACAACACCUGUCCGAAGGAGUAAAAGGUAAACGAGAAGCUUCCAGGGAAACGUGAUACAAGGGAGGAAGAUUGAAAGUCAUCCCCCAAUUGGCAGUUGCAUUCAUUUUUUAAAAAGUAUUCCACAAAGAUAUUUUAUACAGUUGCAUGACUGUACGAAAGAAACAAGGUACAAAAAGAGAAAAUAUUCAUAGUUCUAUCAUACGUCAACAAUAAAUCUACAUUUAGACAAUAUGCUGCUGCUUUUGUGUACGUUUGUAAAUGAUGCAAUGUGGAGUGAGCGGUUCGUAGUAGGCAUAUUUCUUAAAGAUAAUUUAUUCACAUACUGUGUCACUUAGAGCUCAAACUUAACUUCUCCGAUUGGCUCCUGCCUUCUAUGUUGCUUUGAUGUUUACUUUGUCAAAUUAAUUAAAUUAAUUUGAGUCUUCAAAAAGUAGCAGUUUAUCUCCUGGCCGCCGUAGGUGAGACUUCAUUUCAGAUUUUCGUGAGCACUCGCAGUCUUCAGUCGUGUUUUGUUUUUUCACAUAAAGAAUCUCAUGUGCGUGUUGAUAGAAAGGUGGUUCGAUUCCCUCCAGUAAAAGGUGCUAAUGUGAGAUUAUUUCAAUCUUCUGUGUUUGGAGUUGACAUAAAGCAGAAAACAGGACGUGAAAGGAUUGAGAGGUGUUGUGUAGCUCAUGGUUAUUGAAGAAAAUCAACAUGUUGCGAUAAUCUGGGUUAGAGAGAAGAAAAAAGAAAAGUCAAUGUCACAAAAAUCUCUUUUUAAGAACAAAACAAUAGAAAUUUGAAAAUACCUUUUUGUGCAAAAAUUAAUAAACUAAAUUCUUCAACACCGUGGAGGGUUUUGUGAUGACCUUCACAGUCAUGCAGACAGAUAAACCAUCUGACACCAACUUUGUUUAUCUGGAUCUGCAUACAAAAUGUUAUAUAAAACAACAAAUACAAACAUCUUCUGGUUCUUUACAUAUUUAUUUGUGAAUGUUUCCUUCAUCUUUGUAGUGUUGUUUAAACUGUUUUUCUUAACAGGAAACAGUACCUGAGUGUAGAAAAUGGCACAUUUUAUAUUUGUAGGUGUGCUCCACAGAUGUAUAUUCAAAAACACAUUAUCUGAAAUAGUGAAAAAUAAAUCUCAUAAUCACAAAAUACUGUAUCAUACAUAGAGUAUUAAACUGUAACAGUGCAGUCUUGACUGUAUGGUAUGACUGUGUGUAUGACUUCUGGACUCUGUAAAGCGACUUCAGGUGACUUGAGAAGCGCUAUAUAAAAUAAAUGAUUAUUAUUAUUAUUAAAACUCAAGCUGAAUGUGA